AUCCCAUAUUUUUUUUAUAAUGAUAGGCUUGACAAUGUAGGUGACACUUUUAAACUAAAAAAUUGAAGUUAUAAAUGCACACGUCUCGUCCAUCAUUGAAUCACAUUUUCACUUUCCGAUAUAUAUCUUAUGUUCAUCUUUUAUCACCAACAAAAAACCUCCAGCUACUAACCGUUUUUAGAUAUGUUGUUCCAUAUCUUAAAUUUCAUUCAACACAAAUAAGUGGUUCAUCGCAGCACACCCUAGAAAUUAUUGAGACAAGAUCUUUUAAUUUGUUACCCACCCAUUUUUGGUAUCAUCACUAUUUAUUUAGAUAGAAUUUCCUUUUGCAAAACAAUCUUUCAUUUACUCACCCAUCUGCUAUUUUUUUUAAGUAAUGGAGGUUCAAAGUACUAAAGAGUUGAAGGAAAAUGUGGUGAUAAAGUCUUCACUAGAAGGAACUUGUAGUAUGGUUCUAAGGCUCUGUGCCUUGGUUCUAACACUUACAGCUGCUGUAGUUCUUGUUGCAGAUAAACAGACCACAGUUGUACCAGUUAAGAUUUCAGAUUCUUUGCCACCUUUGGAUGUUCCUGUUACUGCUAAGUGGCAAUACGUGUCUGCCUAUGUGUAUUUUGUGGUGGCAAAUUUUAUAGCAUUCGCAUAUGCAACCUUGUCUUUCGUAAUUGCUCUUGCAAAUGGACACAAAAGCAAAUUGUUGGUGACAUUGGUCACUCUACUUGACGCAAUAAUGGUAGCUUUGCUCUUCUCUGGUAAUGGUGCUGCCUGGGCUAUUGGUGUCCUUGCUGAGAAAGGAAACUCACAUGUGAUGUGGAACAAAGUGUGUCAUGUCUUUGACAAAUUUUGUAACCAAGCUGCUGCUGCAUGUUUGAUUUCACUUCUUGGAUCAAUAGUAUUCCUCUCUCUUGUCAUGCUUCCUGCUUUGAGACUUCAUCGAAGAAGAACCUAGAUGCAUGCUUUUGGAGACCUUAUUUAAUCAAAAAAAAAAAUUAUGUGAUUGACUAUUUGUUGUGCACACAACUUUGUUAUUAUCUUAUCAUAUGUGUAACAUAAUAAUGAUGGUAUAUUUCUUUGUAACAUUUGUGGAAAAGUUAUUUGAUUAGAGAUGUGUGAUGUGUUCGACUUGCAAACAUAUAAAUGUGUCAUGUAUUUAAU
Messenger RNA from Medicago truncatula (barrel medic), 1152 nucleotides. Its product is annotated as CASP-like protein 1E2. The transcript has 2 exons. Bases 377 to 946 code for a protein of 189 amino acids. The record is from RefSeq and is a predicted model, not a curated record. NCBI's taxonomy places the organism in Eukaryota, Viridiplantae, Streptophyta, Magnoliopsida, Fabales, Fabaceae.